AUGUGCUCCUCAUCAGAGCAAACAUUUUUCCAGGCGAAUGAUUCUCAUGAAGCAGCCAUGGCCAUGACUGAAGACGGUGUUUCAAGGAGGCUCAGUGCCACUAACAAAACAUACUUCUAUUUCACCACAGCUUCCCUCACGGUGUGCCUCGUCUUUGCUCUAGCAACCAUCAUGGUCUUAAUCGUUCAGAGGAAGGGUCUGGCUCCCCCAGAGGACGGCAUUACAGCACCCAGCAUAGGGAAUGAAUUAAAAGCUGUUUUUACAACCCUACAGAAUGCUUCAUUUAUGAAAGCAGCUGCAUACAUGACAGUGUCAAAGCCAAUAAAUAGUCCAAAACUGAAGUGGACAAACAAUCGUAUUCUCCAAGACAUCACGUACAACAGCAAAGGAGACCUGGUGAUCCAGACGCCAGGCUUGUACUUGGUCUACUGCAACUUGCACUUUCAUCUAACCAACUCAAGCAACACAAUCUACCUAAAGAUGGAACUGCUUGUGAAUAACAUCACCAACAGGCAAACGUUACUCACACCCUGUUCCAACACCAACAGGCAAACGAUAUUCAAGCAGUGUGCAUCAGUUACAGACAAUAACAGGAUAUAUCAGGAGCUCUCCAUAUUCCAUCUGGUGAACCUAGAUGCAGAUGACUGGCUAUCAGUAAAAACUGAGCAUUACGAAUAUUUGGAUUUAGAUUUCUUACCCAAUGACAAUGUUCUUACAGUCCUCAGGUACAGUGAUAAAAGUAAGGAGUGCACUGACUGCUUCCUGUAG
This is a messenger RNA of Emys orbicularis (European pond turtle), 768 nucleotides long. It is a transcript of the gene TNFSF8, whose product is annotated as TNF superfamily member 8. Gene Ontology annotation, biological process: immune response; CD8-positive, alpha-beta T cell differentiation. Gene Ontology annotation, molecular function: tumor necrosis factor receptor binding. The record is from RefSeq and is a predicted model, not a curated record. NCBI's taxonomy places the organism in Eukaryota, Metazoa, Chordata, Testudines, Emydidae. Bases 1 to 768 code for a protein of 255 amino acids. The transcript is spliced from 4 exons. Gene Ontology annotation, cellular component: membrane.